Penicillium argentinense is the source of this 1512-nucleotide messenger RNA. Its product is annotated as dienelactone hydrolase. Bases 1 to 1512 code for a protein of 503 amino acids. NCBI's taxonomy places the organism in Eukaryota, Fungi, Ascomycota, Eurotiomycetes, Eurotiales, Aspergillaceae. The transcript has 3 exons. Gene Ontology annotation, biological process: polyketide metabolic process. The record is from RefSeq and is a predicted model, not a curated record.
AUGGCAACCAUCUCGAUUAGUGCACCAGGGCUCAGCCAGGGCCUUCUCUAUAAUAACGGAAAUAACAAUGCGCGCGUGUGCAUUACCUCCGAAACAAACGAAUUUGAUCAGCAAACCAUCCAAGAAUGGCAGGAUGAGGGCUUCGAUGUUGUGUACCACCCUCUGAACAACGGGGGCAAGGACUACGAGAGUCGCUUGAAAAGCGUAAAAGAAGGACUCGGUGUCGGAGAGAAUUACGCAGUCAUUGCCUUCGGCGAAGCAGCAAGCUACUGCCUCGACUAUUACAUGAAGCCAAUGAACGCCAACAGACUCUGCGCUCUGGUCGCAUACUACCCUACUGUGAUUCCUGACACCAGACAAAGCUUCCCUCUCUCCCUCCCAGUGCUUGCGCAUUUACCAGGCAACACGAUUGAUGUGAUGACGCAGCCUCAAGCACUUGGGCUGCAAGGGAAGAGACGUCGCAAGACUAGAGAGCUUCAGCCCGGGCUAGGAACUGGCGAACGCAUACAACUAGCCUAUCCGGCAUUUACCUACGAUUAUGCCCAACCCGGUUUCGCAGAGCAUGAUAUGGAGGAGUACAACAAUCUAGCGGCAGAUCUCGCCUGGACGCGGACUGUACAGACCUUGCGAAAGGGCUUCUGUCGUGACCCAGACCUCGAGAGACUAUGGGAGGAUCACCAAGAGGCGAAAUUCUUCAGAUCAAAUCUCAACAAGACGCUGGAUGGUUAUGUCCAGCAAAAGACGCCCGGAGUCACGUACACCCCGACCCUUACCGGCGGGAUCGGAAAUCAGGCUCUCCGUCGAUUCUACGAACACUACUUCCUCGGCCGUCUCCCCCAAUCCAUGCGAAUCCGCCUACUGUCGCGAACAUCUGGAUCCGACCGCAUCGUCGACGAGCUCUACGUCAGCUUCCAACACACAGACGAAAUCCCAUGGAUGCUCCCGGGCGUACCAGCCACCAACAAACGUGUCGAGAUAGUCCUAGUCAGCAUCGUCAGUCUCAGAGGCGGUCGUCUAUACUCAGAGCACGUCUACUGGGACCAGGCCAGCGUACUCGUUCAAGUCGGCCUUCUUGACCCAAGACUUGCACCCGACAAUCCCCAUGGAAUCGAUCGUCUCCCCGUGAUCGGCCGUGAAGCUGCCCGUCGCAUUCUCCAUGAAGACACCGAUCUCGAGCAGGAAGAUUAUCAUAACAGACUGAUUCGUCGGGCGAAUGCACGUGCGCGAAUGGCUCGGGGCUCGAGAACUUCACAGGCGCCGGAGGAAUCGGGGGCCGAAAUGAAGAGCGAAGUGGAGACCUCUUUGCCGGUUCGACAUAAGGGCAAGUCGAUCCAGAAAGAGGAUAAUCCUGAAUCGAACCGCACGGCGACGGAUAUCACUGAGCAAGCGGAUGAUGAGCAUGAUGGUGUUGCGACUGAGACGGGGUCUACGGCUAACCCCAAACCGGAAAAUGGUGAUCGGAAAGCAUAUGUUGAAGAUGGGGAGGGCGAGAAUGGUCAUGAGCAAGCAUGA